AUGCUGCUCUCGGCGGCCAGCCUGCAAGUCUGGGCGUUGACGGGCGUCGUCAUCUCCUGCAUCUUUGCUCGGCAUGGGGUCGCCGCCGCGGCAAUCUACUGGGCGCUCACUUCGGUCGCGCUGACGGCCGACACGUCGCUGCAGUCGCUGCAGCUGCUCAACCUCGCGGUGGUGGUGUACGACCUCUCGUCCGAUCUCCAGCGCGUCUACCACCUGGCGCGCGAUCCCCGGCGGCAUCGGCGCCGCCGCGCGGCGCUCGGCGCCGAGUGGCUGCUUGAGCUGCUUGAGAGCGAGGUGGACGAGAGCGGCUCCGCCAAGCCGCACAGGUUCUGCCGCGCCGCUUGCUCGCUGCUCGUGCCGACUCUGACGUGCGUCCUGCUCGCCACGGGCUGCCGCCUCCUCGUCGCCUCGUCGCCCCUCCUGCUCCAGCCGCGCGAGCUCGUCGGCAGCUUGCUCGACCCGUGGCGCUCCGCAACCUCGCUGCCGAGCGGCUUCUUCAGUCAAGCGAUCGGCUCGCGGUGCGUCGGUCUCGCCGACUGCAUCUACCCGCGCAUACACGGCGUCUACGAGCGGACGGGCCGCAGCUGCCAAGACAAGCCCGUCUACCGGCAGCGGUCCACGAUCGACUCCCUCUUUCUGCACUCGCCCGGCUUCGAGCACCAGUGGAACAUCGGCCCGGAGCGGUACUCGGUGGCGGAGACGGCGGAGGAGCUCGACAACAGCACCUGGUUCGAGACGAGCCCCACCUCCUCCUGGGACGGCAUCUUUCUCGAGGACGGGUCUUGCAACGGCAAGCCGGCGUACACCCGCGCCGUCCGCUACGGCCGCGCAGAGGGUGGCAACCCGCCCGCUUCGCUCUACUCGCCGGCGCGCCGCAACUCGUGGCUGAUCGGCACGGAGCCGUGCCGCUCCAACGGCUGGGUCGAGGUGCGCUCCAUGGCCGAGCGUGCAGAGCUCCUACAGGCGGGCUCCUCGGGGCCGUGGCAAGAGUUCAAUGGCGCGCGGCGGGGCCGCAGGGCAGCCGCGUCUCGCAGUACUGCAGCGACUGAGGAUGCUCCUCGCUCCGCGCUAGGCUCGGCGUGGUCCCGCUCAGACGCCAUCCGCGCGCUGACGCACUGCGGCGCUUCCACCGGCUGCGUGUACAUCUUCGGCUCGCGCUACCAGCCCCACACGCACGGGCUCUACAUGCCCACUGACCUGGAGUGCUCUGGCGUGCCCGUCUACGAGCACAUGCAGGACAAGCACAUGCAGCAGGCGGACGGCGGCAGGCCCGCGAGCGAGGCGUCGGACGAGGGAGGCCUCUACCUGUACUCCCCGACGGGGCGCGAGUCGCGGAUGACGCACUUGCUCACCUCUCCCCCAGCUCUCCUCAUGUCCCCCCCUCUCUUCUCUAGGCGCGAGUCGUGGAUGGUCGGGCGCGAGGUGUGCAAGCCGUCGGGCUGGCUCGAGCUCCACUCCGGCGCGUCGCUCCUCGAGGGCAUCGGCGGCGUGUGGCGCGAGCACGUCCCGGGAGGGUCGUGGCGAGUCAACGCCGAGAUCAAGCUGCAGCUCCACCCGCUGCAGGACGUGUUCUCCGGCUUCGCGUACGCGGACGGGCGCGCCUCCCUGCGCGACCCGCACCGCGUGCUCUGGCGGGUGACGUCGCUCCUCUCGGACGAGGUCGCGCCCCCGACCGACGACGAAAAGGCGCUGGUCGAGGGCCUCCGGUCGGUCAGCCCGCCCUCCUCGCAUCCCAGCGCGGCCCAGCGGCUACGCCGCAUGCGGUUCGGCGGGGCACCCGACGCGGCGCAGGUCGACGGGGAGGCGGCGCGCGGCUCGGCGGGGAGGGCGCCCCGUGGUGCGGCGUCGAGGAGCAUCCGCGAGCUGGGCAGGCGGCUGCGGCAGGCGGCUGCCGACGCGGCCGGGCGCACGCUCAGCGAGGAGGACCACGAGGACGGCCGCGUCUGCGGCGACCUCGCCGCGGAGCCGUCCCUCGAGGGCGGGCGGCUGCUCUUCGUCGAGGUUGCGGCCAGCCGCGGUCUGGCGGAGCGGCUGUCCAGCCUCGGCUGGCACUUCGCGUGGACGAGGGCGGCGCACUACAACGCGGCCGGGGUGAGGCGCUGGCUCUCGACGCUCGAGUCGGUCUCAAGCCGCCUCCACCCCGUGAGGAGGCGCGCCGAGGGGAGGGCGACGGAGGGCAACCGCACCUCCGAGCCGCUCGGCCUGAGGGCGUGGCGAAAGGUUGCCUUCACCGCCGCCGACAUUGUGGACUUGCGCGAGGCGUGCGCCGCUCACUCCCUCGAGCUGGACGCGCUGACGCUCCUCACGGCGGAUCGGGUGCAAGCGCUCCCGAUGGCGUCGCUCUCCCUCACUCCGUCCCUCCUCUCCGUCGUCGCCACAUGCGUCCUCUCGCGCCAGCUCGGCCAGCUGCUCGUCGGCGCGGCUCUUCUCGCGCCCGCGCUCCUCCUCGCGUGGGUGUGCCGCCUCUUCUUCGCCGGCGAGCCCGUCGCGGCGCGCCUGAAGUCGCUCCUCGAGUCCGGCUGCCUCGAGGCUGCCGCGCAUCUCAUCGCGUGGUCUCCAUCACCGCUGCGCGCCGUGCUGCUCCUGUCCCUGGCGCGGCCGCCAACGGAGUCGCUCGUCGACCCGCCAGCACGGCCGGCCGAGAGCAGUGCACCGGCGCCGGCGAACGACGACGAGCUCGGGCGGAAGGAGCGGCGACCGAAGCCCGCCAAGGAGCCUUCCGGCCGGAGCAGAGGCGGAGACGCGGCGGCGCGUGCCGUGCCCCGCAGGGGCUCCGAGUCUGCGGCGCUGCCCCGUCCAAGCCGCGCCGAGCCGGUCAAGGCGAGGCAGGGCGGCGACAGCUCCUCGGGGAGGCGGUCCGGGCCAGAGGCGAACAGGGGCGCCUCCGACGUCGCGGACAGCCUCUCGGCUCGACCUCCUGUGGCCCUCGCCACCGCUUCGGGCGAGUCCAGCUCACGCGACGCGGGCGCCGUCGCUGCGGCAGCGUUACGCCGGCCGCCGACCUCCUCCGCCUCGGACGGUGCGCGCGCCGAGGGUCGACAGGCGCUGGCGCCUCGCCCCUCGCCGGACGCGGCGGCGAAAGCGAGCGGCGUGUCCGACGUGGCUGCGGACGGCGAGGAUGCCGUCGUGGUGGGGCGGCGGACCGCGUCGGACGCGACUACUCCCGCUUCGCCCGCCGCGGCGCCCGAGCGAGGGGGCAGUCCGGACCGGUUCUGCUUCUCCGACGCUUCGCUGGCGGAGCAAGCGGCGCUCUCUGUCUUGGAGGACUUCCCCUUCGACCUGCCCGACGGGCCAGGCGCUGGCCACGAGGCCCGCUCGACGAACCCGCACCAGCCCAACCCGCACCACUCGCCGCUGGCGGGCGGCAGCUUCGGCGGCAGCUUUGCCGCGGCAUUCGGGCCCGGGCUCGGCACGACGGCGGGGGCGGGCAGCCCAACGUUCGGUGGCGCGGGCGGCGGCGGCGGUGGCAGCGUGGUGAUACCGGCUCUGCCGCCGCUCUUCGACUUGCCGGCCGCGGCGAGCUCGAGCAGUCGCGACGGCCUCAAUCCGUUUGGCCCGCCCGCCCGGGGCGACGACGUUGAGAAGGUUGUGGCGGGGCUCUCGAAAGCGGAGCUGCUGGAGGCGCUGCGCAAGCUAGAAGAGGCUGAGAUGCGGCACUACACAGAAUGA
Messenger RNA from Emiliania huxleyi CCMP1516, 3669 nucleotides. RefSeq lists its product as hypothetical. Lineage: Eukaryota; Haptophyta; Isochrysidales; Noelaerhabdaceae. Bases 1 to 3669 code for a protein of 1222 amino acids. The transcript is spliced from 9 exons. The record is from RefSeq and is a predicted model, not a curated record.